Messenger RNA from Hevea brasiliensis (rubber tree), 2224 nucleotides. RefSeq names its product cysteine-rich receptor-like protein kinase 8. The record is from RefSeq and is a predicted model, not a curated record. Bases 1 to 1986 code for a protein of 661 amino acids. Lineage: Eukaryota; Viridiplantae; Streptophyta; Magnoliopsida; Malpighiales; Euphorbiaceae. Gene Ontology annotation, biological process: protein phosphorylation. Gene Ontology annotation, molecular function: ATP binding; protein kinase activity. The transcript is spliced from 7 exons.
AUGGACAAAAAUGCACUUUCAGCUAUGCUUCUCUUCAUCAUAAUAUUUUUGGUGCUAUCUACACCCAGUAAAGGUUCAGAUCCUUUCUACACAGAUUGUUCAAAUGGUACAUCUACUAGUAACGAUUCUCUCGACAGCUUAUUUGAAAACAACCUCAAUCUGUUGCUUGAGAACUUAACUUCCAUAACUCCAUUAACGGGUUUCUACAACACUUCUAUUGGAGAAAACCCUGACAGAGUCCAUGGCCAAGCACUUUGUAGAGGAGAUACCAAUGCCAUAACUUGCCAAACUUGCGUCAAGGCCGCAGGUCAACGGCUUCUGGAGGCUUGCAACAGCAGAAGUGCAAUUAUAUGGUAUGAAUUAUGUCAAGUCCGAUACUCUAUCCAGUCAUUUUUCUCGAUGCAAGUUUACACUGGAAAGUAUGUGGACCGGGAAACUCAAGGGAAAAAUAUAUCCAAUCCAGAUCAUUUUAAUGAGGUUUUGAUGUAUCUAUUGAGAAAUAUCUCAAAUGAGGCUGCAUAUGAUGCUUCAAAGCUGAUGUUUGCAACUGGGGAAGUGAAAUUUUCGCAGGAGGAAACAAUAUAUGGUCUUGUACAGUGUACCAGGGACAUCAAAGAAGCUGAUUGUCUUAGUUGUUUGAAUCAAGCUUUUGGAGAUCUUCAUGGAUGCUGCUAUGCGAGUCAAGGUGGAAUUAUUCUCAGCAGAAAUUGCAACGUGAGAUAUGAGCUGUAUAGCUUUUACGAUGCCUCAGGAAAUUUAUUGACGUAUCCUACUUCAAAAGGGGAUAAAUGGCAGGGGUGGAUGAUUGCGCUUGCUGUGACUAUACCAACGCUUGUACUCAUGGUUCUCAUUGGGUCUUGCGUUGUCUAUCAGAGACAAAAAGGAGGACAAGAAGAUGAUGAGAAAAAAAGCCAGCUUGCAUUAUUACAGGAACUGGCAAGCCCUAAAGCGAUCUCGAUGACACAAGCAAGUGAGUUGAUGAGUUCUGAGGAACUACCUUUCUUGGAUCUAUCUAUUAUAAGGGCAGCUACAGACAACUUUGCAGAUACAAAUAAGCUUGGGCAAGGUGGGUUUGGCUCUGUGUACAAGGGUGUGUUACCAGAUGGAAAGGAAAUAGCAGUUAAAAGGUUGUCAAGGAAGUCAUGGCAAGGGUUAGAGGAGUUCAAGAAUGAAAUCAUACUAAUUGCAAAACUUCAACACAGAAACCUUGUCAGGCUAGUGGGAUGGGGCAUAGAAGAAGAGGAGAAACUGCUCAUAUAUGAGUUCAUGCCCAACAAGAGUCUUGAUUUCCUUAUUUUUGAUUCUGAAAGACGCACACAAGUUGAUUGGAAGACGUAUUUCAACAUUAUUGGUGGAAUAGCAAGAGGACUUCUUUAUCUCCAUGAAGAUUCCAGGUUUAAAAUCAUUCACAGGGACUUAAAGCCUAGCAAUGUAUUAUUAGACCAUGAAAUGGUUGCCAAGAUUUCAGAUUUUGGCAUGGCAAGGAUUUUUGGUGAAAAUCAGAACACAUAUAUUACUAGAAGAGUUGCAGGAACAUUUGGAUAUAUGUCUCCAGAGUAUGCAAUGGAGGGACUCUUCUCUAUAAAAUCUGAUGUUUUCAGUUUUGGAGUUAUAAUACUAGAGAUUAUAAGUGGAAAGAAAAAUAGUGGCUUUUACCUCACAGAACUUGCCCCAAAUCUCUUAGCAUAUGCAUGGCGAUUAUGGAAUGAAGGAAAAGAACUGGAAUUUAUAGAUCCUUUAUUGAUGGAAACAACUCCAAUAGAAGAAGUUGUGAGGUGCUUACAUAUUGGACUUUUAUGCAUACAAGAAGAUCCAGAAGAUAGACCUACCAUGUCAUUUGUACUUGUACUAUUGGGAGGUGAACCAAUUGAUCUUCCUGAGCCAAAACCACCUGCAUUUUUUACAAGUAAAAUGGUUUCAGUUAAUAGGCCUUUGACAACUGAUCCUUCUGUGGAUCAGAUAGAUUCUAUUAUCUUACCAAGAUAAACAUUGAUGACAUGAAUGAUUUGUUGGUGUAGCAGGAUAGUGAAUCAAUUAUACACUAAUGUUUUUCUUUUCAAAAUUUUUGUUUGAUGAGGUCAGCUAACCAGUACUCAUCAGAUAAUACUUCUUUCUUCUUUCUUUUCAUGGAGAUGAGGCAUUAGUUGUUGGACAUACUUGUAGAGAAGGCACUUUAUGUGUAUAAAACAUUUAAGUGCUUCAAUAAGUGUUGUGCCAUUGGUCC